AUGUUCGGAUCGAAUCAGGCGCCACCUCCGACUACGUUCGGAUCGAAUCAGGCGCCACUUCCGACUACGUUCGGAUCGAACCAGACACCAGCUACAGCCGCGCCGAUAUCUAACGGCGCGUCAGCCUCACUGUCAUCGAGUAUCGAGCAGAAGCUCGAUGACAUCGACCAACGCAAUUUCGAAAGGAACGCUCUGACUUUCGAAAACAUGAAAUCAUACGUGCACGCAGCGACAAGCUCCGCACCCGACAUCGACUUAGUAAUCAGAGAAACCCGUUCCACUCCCUUCACCAAGAAAAUAGCUCACGCUAGGUUAAGGGAUGCCGGAAAGAUUAAAUUUCCCGAAUACUCCGGUAAUAGCGACCCUCGAGCACAUGUUCGAUCCUUUAUGUUAGCAAUAACUAAAGCGCAUCUCUCAGCCGAGGAAGAAGAAGCAUGUCACUGCAAAUUCUUCGUAGAAAACCUCACCGGCUCGGCCUUGGAAUGGUUCUCGAGCCUCGAACCCGGAUCCAUAGAUAAUUUUACCCAGCUUGUCUCCGUAUUUCUGAAACAAUAUUCAGUAUUUAUCGCGACUCAAGCUACGAAAGCCGACCUAUGGACCCUAACGCAAGGUCAAGGCGAACCACUUCGCAGUUAUAUAGACCGCUUCAAACAAAUUAAAGCACAGAUUCCCAACCUUAACGAAACCGUAGCUCUCCGAGCUCUGACAUACGGACUGUGGUUCUCUUCUAAAUUUAAGGAAGAAUUACAACUCAGACACAAUUCAGGUCUAGACGAUGCUCUGCAUAAAGCCAAUGCAUUUGCACGAGCAAGAAUACAAAAUAUUUGA
Messenger RNA from Microthlaspi erraticum, 828 nucleotides. The record is from the annotation of a GenBank genome assembly. NCBI's taxonomy places the organism in Eukaryota, Viridiplantae, Streptophyta, Magnoliopsida, Brassicales, Brassicaceae.